Brassicogethes aeneus is the source of this 1249-nucleotide messenger RNA. The record is from the annotation of a GenBank genome assembly. NCBI's taxonomy places the organism in Eukaryota, Metazoa, Arthropoda, Insecta, Coleoptera, Nitidulidae.
AUGGAAGAGCAAAUGAUUUUGCAACAAGACCUUCAAGAAGGUCGACACCUUGAAGAAAAAAAAGCUGAAAAUGAAACAAAUCUAAAUAACGCUAACAUUUGUAUAGAGGAGUUGGAAGCAAGAGAAAAAAAACUAAAGGGCGAAUAUGACGCUGCCUAUUGUGAGAAAGAGGCAACAGUAAGAAAUAAUAAACAGAUUGCAAAAGAGGAAAACGACAAAGUGAACCAAAGUAAACAAAAAAUCGAAGACCUCGAGAAACUUCAAGAUGAAAUAGAUAAUUAUUGUUUAAGAAAUAAUGAGGACCGAUUAAAAAAGGAGAACGAGAAAUUAGACAGAUUACAAGUUGAAGAGCAAGAAGCAUUGCAGGAUAAUAUUUUGUUAAGAGAAAAACAGGUUCAGGAGAAAGAAUUGGAGUUUCAAAUUGAUAAACAAAAAAUCCAAAUUGGGCACCACAAUUACAAAGAAGAAAAAAGCAAUCUUUUGAAUGAAGAAGAAAAAAUAUUACAAGAAAUAAAUAACAUAAAAGGGGAAAAAGACGCUAUAGCAAAACACGUUGAAGGUUAUAAGAAUGAACAAGAAAAGCCAACAAAUAAAAAUGCUUACAAAGAAUAUAAAAGAAAAUUAUUCGAAUAUCACAUUGAAAAGAAUCUAAAUUGCGUUUUGCAGAAGUUCGCAAUAGUUCUGGAAAAGUCGAUACUUCGUUUUCACAAAGAUAGAAUGGCGCAUAUUAACAAGGCGAUAAGAGAGCUGUGGCGGGCCAUAUAUCGCGGAAAUGAUAUAGAUCACAGUGAAAUAAAAACGGAAAAUGAUAUUGGUACCGAGAAAAAAAGGAGCUAUCAGUACAAGGUGGUGCAGGUGAAGAAGGGCGUGGAAAUCGACAUGAGGACCCGGUGCAGUGCUGGCCAACGGGUGCUGGCUUCUUUGGUCAUCAGGAUGGCCUUGGCCGAAACAUUCUCAACGCAUUGCGGUAUCUUGGCUCUCGAUGAACCCACCACCAAUUUGGACAGACAAAACAUUUUAAGUUUAAGUGAUGCUCUGGUCGGUUUAAUUGAUUCCAGGAAAGAUGAAAAGAACUUUCAAUUGUUGAUUAUUACACAUGAUGAAGAGUUUUUAAAUACCCUGACUAGAGUUCAAAGCAUUCCACACUAUUGGAAAGUUUCCAGAAAUAAUGAGGGGUUCUCUGUUAUAAACAAAGUUUCCAUGUAGAUUGUAAAUACACGUUUUUUAUCAAUUAUUUUUAAUCAAAUAA